AUGGAUCCCCAGAGGAGUAUCUUCCGUGACCUGUCAAACUUCACCAGUGACUUUGAACCCCACAAUGUGGAUACGGACUUUGCAAACAGCUCGCUCACCAACUCCUCCCACGUCCACAGCGCUCCACACAACCUCUGGGAGGCAAUCGCUAUAGCUACAGUGUCUGCCAUCGUCAGCCUCAUUACUGUUGUUGGCAACGUACUGGUAUUAGUUUCUUUCAAAGUCAACAGCCAGCUCAAGACGGUCAACAAUUACUAUUUGCUGAGUUUAGCCUGUGCUGAUCUCAUCAUCGGAGUGUUGUCUAUGAAUUUGUACACUACAUACAUCUUAAUGGGGUAUUGGUCUUUGGGAAAUAUAGCGUGCGAUUUGUGGUUGGCAGUGGAUUAUGUCGCGAGCAAUGCCUCGGUUAUGAACCUGCUCGUCAUCAGUUUCGACAGGUACUUUUCCAUUACACGGCCACUGACGUACAGGGCCAAGCGGACUCCUAAGAGAGCCGCCAUUAUGAUAGGGAUGGCAUGGACAGUGUCAUUUGUGCUAUGGGCUCCUCCCAUUCUUUGCUGGCAGUACUUUGUUGGCGAGCGCACUGUGCAGCAUGACCAGUGCCAGAUUCAGUUUUUGACAGAGCCUGUGAUCACGUUCGGCACCGCCAUCGCCGCUUUCUACAUCCCCGUUUCUGUUAUGACCAUCCUGUACUGCCGCAUCUACAAAGAAACUCAAAAACGGACUAAGGAUUUGGCUGAGUUGCAGGGAUUGACCAGUGAGAGCGUCCAGGAGGGGACCAGAACUCAAAAGAAACUAAUUCAUUCGUGCUUCCAGUUCCAUCGUGAGAAAGCAGAACGCAGCCAAGCCUCCUGGUCGUCUUCCAACCAAAGCAACGCCACCAAAACCACCACGCGCUCGGACGAGGCAUGGACUAAAUCCGAACAGGUGACCACCUCCUUCAACAGCUACACUUCCUCUGAGGAAGACGAGCAUCAUGUGUCCAUAGAUACGCCGCACGGCUCCUUCAAAGACCAAACACAAAGCAGCAAGAACGGGCAAGUAGCCGACUACGGAGGGGACGAGCCAUACUUCUCCUCGCCUUCCAAAAGAAACGGGAAAAAGGGCAUUGCAUACAGGUUCAAACUGGGAUCUAAAGGGAAAGGUCCUCCCAGUCGCGACCCGUCUCCGAGCAAGACUGAGACAGAGGUGGUAGCCAAAAGUAAUCCCUCGCCAUCCUCUUCCACCACUUCCAAACCUGUAGAUCCCAUCAUGAAGAACCAAAUUACCAAGAGGAAACGAAUGGUGCUUGUGAAGGAGAAGAAAGCAGCCCAGACCUUGAGUGCGAUCCUGCUGGCGUUCAUACUGACGUGGACGCCAUACAACAUCAUGGUUCUGAUCUCCACCUUCUGCGGCGAGUGCAUCCCAACCUGGCUGUGGCACCUGGGCUACUGGCUGUGCUACGUCAACAGCACCAUCAACCCCAUGUGCUACGCUCUGUGCAACAAGACGUUCCAGAAGACGUUCAGGAUGCUGCUGCUGUGCCAGUGGAGGAGGAGGAGGCGCAACGACAAAAUCUACUGGGGAGGACAGAACGCACAUGUCAACAAAGUCACUUGA
Messenger RNA from Knipowitschia caucasica, 1599 nucleotides. The record is from the annotation of a GenBank genome assembly. Lineage: Eukaryota; Metazoa; Chordata; Actinopteri; Gobiiformes; Gobiidae.